Truncatella angustata is the source of this 3180-nucleotide messenger RNA. RefSeq names its product kinase-like domain-containing protein. Bases 273 to 3032 code for a protein of 919 amino acids. The record is from RefSeq and is a predicted model, not a curated record. Gene Ontology annotation, molecular function: 1-phosphatidylinositol 4-kinase activity. The transcript has 3 exons. Gene Ontology annotation, biological process: phosphatidylinositol phosphate biosynthetic process; phosphatidylinositol-mediated signaling. Gene Ontology annotation, cellular component: membrane; cytoplasm. NCBI's taxonomy places the organism in Eukaryota, Fungi, Ascomycota, Sordariomycetes, Amphisphaeriales, Sporocadaceae.
CCUCUCUAGACGAUAUGCAGACCAUGUUGGCAUACAUUAUGUCUUGUGCUCCAAACUCCGACAGUUCCCCUACGAGGACAUCGAGUUCUUCCUGCCGCAGCUAUGUCACCUCAUCAUCAGCAUCGACAACGAGUCCAUGGCUCUGGAAGAGUUUCUGCUAGACCUAUGCCAAGAAUCCGUCACCGCCGCAUUACUGGUUAGGAACCCUUGAAUUCUUUGCUCGUGGCCCUGUCAACGGUCUAUAUCCGUGUCACUACCAGAGCCCAUGUCAUAUGCUGAUCGAUCCAAUCUGCUCGCAGACCUUCUGGUUGUUCCAAACCUACCUUCACGAUCUAGCGUCAACACCACAGGCCCAGCCCUUCAAGACAUGUCGGAGAAUCUACAACAAAGUCCAACACAUUGUCUUCGGGCUCUCGGAUUCCGCAAGGGCCGACAAGAUCACUGAGAACACCCUUCCCGUAACCGUCCUCGCGAGCUUUGUCUUGGCCAGCAUUGGUCUUCCGCUCCUCCCACAAAUAGCUGGGCCCCUGGCGGUCGCGCAGGCUCGAAGAACCACUCCGGAUGGCGACGUGAUAUCCGAGGCAAGCCAGACCCAGAACCAGAACCAGCCCGCCAAGAUCACGAGAAGCCAGACUGUCUCGGCCCAGAGUACGCGGUCGAGGCGUCGCGACCCGAACCGAGUACCGAGCGCACCAACAGCUACCAUCCAGGAAGGCAAGGUAGCCAGAGAGCAACAACAGCUGCCGCAGUCCCCGCGCGUGACCGUGGCACGCCCGCCCUCGUCGUCCGGCUCAACCAAACGAGACGCCCCCGACAAGCCGCGGAAGCCCGACUUCAUCGAGAGCAAGAUCUUGGAGGCACGGCUUAGUUCUUCGUCCCUGCCCUUGCCCGAUGUGCGCUCUCCAAGGGUUUUCACGCAGCCUGCGACUCCCGUCUCUGCCGGUUUCCCUCGUCCGACUGAUGGCCUCUCGCGACGGCAUUCCCACCACGUCAAGACUCUCCUAAGCCAGGCGGAGAUGACCACGGCGCAGAAAGCAAAGCUGUUGCGCCAGAACUAUUUCCGCUGUCAGACAGCCUUCCUGACGGCACUCGAAGAUAUCUCCAAUCGCUUGGUCAUUGUACCCAAACAAGCCCGUCUCAGUGCUCUACGCGCAGAACUAGCAUUGAUAGCCAGAGAUUUGCCUGCCGAACUCGACAUUCCGAUUAUCUGCCCGCCUACACUGGUCGAUGGUUCUCCUUCCAAGAGUCGGCAUCACCGUAUAGUGAGGGUGAAUCCGGCCGAAGCCACAGUUCUGAACAGUGCCGAGAAGGUGCCAUAUCUGCUCAUGGUGGAGAUCCUGAGGGAUGAUUUCUGCUUCGACCCAGAAUCGCCUGAUAACCAGAGAUUGUUGACCACACUCUUGGCCGAACAAGGGAGCCGCAAACGGAUAUUUGACCUGUCAGAUGCCCCUCGAGUCUCAACUGGCGAACGUAUAAUCGGGCCAGCUGUGAAGGAGGAAAAAGUGGACAGCGUAUUCGAGCCAAGCUCGGGUGACCUAGGAAGCUCGCCAAUGCUCAAACCGGUCGACGAUGAAGCCGCCAAUAAGAAGCACGGCAAACUACCAUCCAAGCCCCAGCGCGUGCCGUCUGGAACUACCACUCUUUCGAGUUUGUCCGAACUGACUCUGACAACACCCCGGACUUCGGCAACGUCUACUUCGAGGUCCAGUAGCCCAGGUGGCCUGAGAAGGAUGACAUUGCAGAACCCGAAAAACAACUCGGCCGACCAGCCCGACUUCUCGGCUUUGGCAACGCACAUGCGCACUGCCUCGCAAAUGCUGGCCCAACUCGAGGCUACUAGUGGCAAACGGCCCAAGCAGGAGGUGGCAGCUAUCAGAGCCAAGAUCAUUGCCAGCAUGCAGAACCUUGAGGAACAGAACUUCGAAGUGAACGAUCCCCAAGGGCCGACUUUCGAUAUGAUCAUUGCAAGAACGACUGCUGCAAAUGUAGCCGCUGAAGCUGCCGAGAUUGAACAAGAACUCGAGACGGGAAUGAACGAGAGCGCAGGUCAGGCACGAAUGGAAAACGACGCAAUGACUGGCGGCGUGAGACGCAAAGGAGACCGCGACGACCCGAGUGCGGCAGUUUUCGGUGAAGCAUGGGAGCAAAAGAAGGAGCGCAUUCGGAAGUCGUCCCCCUAUGGAUGGAUGAAGAACUGGGAUCUCGUCAGUGUCAUUGUAAAGACUGGAGCUGAUCUGCGACAAGAGGCUUUCGCAUGUCAGCUCAUACAAGCUUGUGACAAGAUCUGGACCGAUGCCGGCACGCCUGUUUGGGUGAAAGUCAUGCGCAUCCUUGUUACGGGAGAGUCAUCUGGUCUGAUUGAGACCAUCACCAACGGCGUGUCGCUCCACUCGUUGAAGAGAAGUUUGACACUUGCACUGAUCGAAUCUGGCCAGAACCCGAGGAGGCGGAUUGCUACGCUCAGGGACCACUUUAUAAAGACGUUUGGUCCUACGGAUAGCGAGCCGCACAAAGCUGCCGUGGAUGCCUUCAAACGGUCACUUGCGGCAUACAGCAUGAUUUCAUAUGUCUUGCAGCUCAAGGACCGCCACAAUGGCAAUGUUCUCAUCGACAACGAGGGCCACAUUGUUCAUAUCGACUUUGGCUUUAUGCUGUCAAACUCGCCAGGCUCCGUGGGCUUCGAAGCUGCGCCUUUCAAAUUCACCUACGAAUACCUUGAGGUCCUCGGCGGCGUUGGAACUCAAGACUACGACGACUUCAAAAAGCUGUGUAAACAAGCAUUUCAAGCUCUGCGUCGUUCUGCGGAUAACAUCAUCGACCUUGUUAGCAUGAUGGGUCGAGAUUCAAAGAUGCCGUGCUUCGCAGUUGGGAUCACAACUGUCACCGCCACUUUACGGCAACGUUUCCAGCUGCAUCUGAGUGCUGAAGAAGCCGAGAACUUCGUCGAGACUGACCUGAUUGCCAAGUCAUUAGGCAGCUACUACACACGACUUUAUGAUACCUUCCAAUACCGUACCCAGGGUAUAUACUAAGCAAGCGGAGAUCUCGUGAGAGAUACCAAGUUACAAACAGAGAACUAGAUUUUGUUUCGGGUGGGAUUGGAAGAUACAAUAAUGCAUUGAAAUAAAGCAUCUGGAAGGCGUUGGAGGUAUACUUUGGACGUAUACACAUAUAGACAUG